Besnoitia besnoiti is the source of this 1452-nucleotide messenger RNA. RefSeq lists its product as uncharacterized. NCBI's taxonomy places the organism in Eukaryota, Apicomplexa, Conoidasida, Eucoccidiorida, Sarcocystidae. The coding region runs from base 1 to 1452 and encodes 483 amino acids. The transcript has 3 exons. The record is from RefSeq and is a predicted model, not a curated record.
AUGCUAGGAGGUUUGUUGAAGCGGCGCCGUCCACACGGCGACCGUGGAGUCUCAAGGAAAACUGUCGAUCAGGAGAAUCAGGGGGGUGGAGGCCUCGCGGUCCUCGUCUCGGAGGCCGCCACUUCAUGCAGGAGAACGUCCAACAUGCCUCGGUGCGUGAAAAGACGCCUAGUGACCGCAGCCGAGCUGGUGGAAGCUCAGGCGGACGAAGGUCGUCUGUCUGUGGUCGGUAGCGAAGUCGACGCGACAAAUGCCAAGGACCAACCGCUAGUUCAAGCGUGGUUCGUGGAUCUGGUUUUUCAGCUGCUGACCGCCCUCGCUCUCUGCUGCCUUGCUUUCGCAGUGGGCAUCAUCAUCGGCUCCAUCAUGUGCCGCACGACGCUCUUCAGCGGCGCCAGCCUCGACAGACUCGAGGGCAGGAGCCCAGCAACGCAUCCCUGGGUGCACAUGUACCUCCCUGAUGCUUCGACUGCGGCAAAGUGGAGGAACCCGAACCCGCCCGUAAAGGCUGUUUUGCGUGGGGCCUUCGACGUGACGCUGCCGGAGUUCUGCCUCGGUUCCUACGUCGAGGCUUUGUCCGCCGUGGCGACUCUGUCGUAUCUGCCUGCCGACACCAUCGGCACGGAUCCAAGUGAAACGUGCUUCACGUCGUCUUCUGCAGGCUCAAAAGGCGCGCCGAGCGCCAGUAACUCGACUUCGCCAGCCGACUCCGGCGGCGUCUCGUCCGGCGCCACUCACCUGUCCGCUCCGGGGGACUCCUCCCCGGUCCGCCGUCUUUCGAAGGCGAGCGGGUCAGAUGAAAAGAGUUUCGUGUCUUCGCAGUACGUGCCCGCGCUGUUGGCUCCCGAUCUGGGGACGUCUCUGCGAGCCAACUUGGUGACGCGAGCGAUCUACGGCUUGUCGCUGAUCGCGAGUGCAGGGUCGGAAUCCGGCGGGCCCGUGGACGUCCCGACGUUCAGCCCCGUGACAGGCGGCACCGUGGGGGUGUCACGGGUGUUCAUGCAGCAUUCCCCUGCCUCGAGCUACCCUGUGGGCAUCAUGCGGAAUGCGGCCAAACACAACCCUGCGCUCGCGCCGCCGACUCUGCUGAUUCACAACGUCGUUCCGUUCAUCGUCGGCCUGCCUCACGGCCUCAACUCAGCCCGCUUCACAGUCACGCUAAAUGUCCCUCUCGUUGAACAGGACGAGCGCGUCCUGCAGGCGCUACGGGGAGACUGCGGGAUGGGCCGAAUCUACUUCGGCGUCGAACUCACCAUCCAGGCGGUGCGCGUGAUGUUCUUCACACACCAUGACGGCUCGCACCCAGUUCUGCCGUUCAGACUCCCCUGCUCAGUCUUCACAGUCGCUGACGAAGCCCAGUGGCCCCCCCACACACCUCCGAGCUUCACCGAAGGCGUCGUAAGACUUGCUCAGGAGUACAGCACGGUCCGCCUCAUUUUCGGCGACCGCUGA